This is a messenger RNA of Lathyrus sativus (Indian pea), 675 nucleotides long. The record is from the annotation of a GenBank genome assembly. NCBI's taxonomy places the organism in Eukaryota, Viridiplantae, Streptophyta, Magnoliopsida, Fabales, Fabaceae.
AUGGUUUUCUGGGUUUUUGGAUAUGGUUCACUGGCAUGGAACCCUGGGUUUGAAUAUGAUGAAAAAAUUGUUGGUUACAUAAAGGACUAUAGGCGAGUGUUUGAUUUAGCUUGUAUUGAUCACAGAGGAACGCCUGAAAACCCUGCAAGAACGUGCACUUUGGAGGAGAAAGAAGGGGCGCUUUGCUGGGGAGUUGCAUAUUGUGUUCGAGGUGGUCCUGAAAAGGAGAAACUUGUUAUGCAGUAUUUGGAGCGGCGAGAAUGUGAGUAUGAUCAAAAGACUCUGGUAAACUUUUACAAGGAAGGAGAUUCACUGAAUCCUGCUCUUACUGGUGUUAUUGUAUUCAUGUCUACUCCAGACAAAGUUAACAACAAAUACUAUCUAGGACCUGCUCCGCUGGAGGACAUGGCUAGGCAAAUAGCAACUGCUCAUGGCCCUUGUGGAAACAAUAGGGACUAUCUUUUUCUUCUAGAAAAGGCUAUGCAUAAUCUCGGUCAUGAGGAGGACUAUGUGAUAGAACUUGCUAAUGAAGUGAGGAAAGCACUUGGAGUGGAUAAUGUAGUGCCAAAUGACAAGAAAUUGGUUGGACCAGCACAACUUCAACACCAGCCACAUGUACCAAUUUCAACCCUUCCCUUGAAUCCAUUGCCAGAGCCUAUUGCAUUGGAUAGUUGA